Molecule: messenger RNA, 564 nt
Organism: Populus trichocarpa (black cottonwood)
Lineage: Eukaryota; Viridiplantae; Streptophyta; Magnoliopsida; Malpighiales; Salicaceae
Product: putative pectinesterase 52
Exons: 3
Coding region: 1-564 (187 amino acids)
Biological process (GO): cell wall modification
Molecular function (GO): pectinesterase activity
Source: RefSeq, a predicted model, not a curated record
AUGCAAAAUACCUACAAAGGAAUUAAGGUACCUGGUGCCAAACCAGCACUUUCAGCACGAAUUUAUGGUGAUAAGUCUGCUUUCUAUGAUUGUGCAUUUUUUGUGCAUUUUUUGGGGUUCAAGAUAUAUUGUGGGAUGCCUCCGACCGCCAUCACUUCUCCGAUUGCUACAUUGAAGAAAUGUUCAAGAAAUGUUACCACUGGAGGAUUUAUAACAGCUCGAGCCAAGGAGUUUCCUAACGAUAUACCAGUGGUUUCGUAUUUAUAUAGCCGUUGCACUGUUUCUGGACUUGAGGGUGUUAGAGCUUACCUUGGGAGGGCUUUCAGGCCAUAUUCAACAGUAGUAUAUUUAUCUCAAGUGGUUGAGCCUGCAGGCUGGAGUCCUUGGCAUUAUCAGGGACAUGAGCGUGAUUUUACCUAUGCGGAGGUUAAUUGUAAAGGACGAGGAUCAGACAUUUCAAAGCGUGUGCCAUGGGAGAAGAAGCUUGAUGCGCAACAGAUCAAUCAAUUUUCGAAGUCAUCCUUCAUUGACCAAGAUGGCUGGCUUGCCAAUCUCCCUCUUUGA